AUGUCUGAGAUCUACCAGGAUUCAAUGGCCAUUACACGGUUUCAUCAUCAUCCAGAUAUCUUCCUAACAAUGACUGCAAAAGAAAUCAAAAAAGGAAAUGUGUUUGGAACAGUUGUUGCGCAUGUCCACACGAUCGAAUUUCAAAAGCGUGGUGUACCUCAUAUUCACACUCUUAUAUUCUUGGAUGGCCCUGAAAAAAUUCACACCGUUGAACAAGUCGACAAGUUUGUUUAUGCGGAGUUCCCAGACGAAGAAACUGAUCCAGUUUUGUUUGAGACCGUUAGAAAGUGUGUGGUACAUGGACCAUGUGGCCCGGAUUCCAUGUGCAUGAAAAAUGGAAGAUGUAGCAGAGGAUAUCAAAAAAAAAAAAAUUCAGAGAGAACAAGUCUGGAUGAAGGAGGGUAUCCAAUCUAUCAUAGACGCGAUGAUGGUAAAGAGGUGAUUAUCCGCAAAUCAUUCAAAGCAAAUAACACAAAUGUUGUACCGUACAACCCUUAUUUGUCCAGGAUGUUCAACUGCCACAUUAAUGUUGAGGUCUGUGGUGGUGUUAGAGAUGUUAAAUAUAUACACAAAUAUAUCUAUAAAGGCCACGAUCGUGCAAUAUUAAUCGUCGGAGACUGUGACGAGGUGCAACAGUACAUUGAUGCAAGAUAUAUUGGUCCACCUGAGGCGGCAUAUCGUUUAUAUGGUAAUUGGAUGCAUGAAGAAGAGCCUACUGUUGUUCGACUGGCUAUUCAUCUUCCGGGUCAACAGAGAAUUGUGUACGAUCCAAAUAACCCAAUAGAUACAGUUAGUACUGCUGCGGAGGACUAUAAGUCAACAUUGAUGGCAUAUUUUGAGUACUACUGCAACAAUCCUACAACAAAAGCAUAUACAUACCAAGAUUUUCCCUAG
Molecule: messenger RNA, 894 nt
Organism: Papaver somniferum (opium poppy)
Lineage: Eukaryota; Viridiplantae; Streptophyta; Magnoliopsida; Ranunculales; Papaveraceae
Exons: 1
Coding region: 1-894 (297 amino acids)
Source: RefSeq, a predicted model, not a curated record